AUGGACUUUAGCAAUAAAAUUCAAGCUUACAAAGAUACCGGAAUUCAAAAACCAAGACAACGUGGUAUUGAAGAACCAUGGGAGUGGGAAAUUAAAUCAGACACUUCCUUUAAGCUUCAAAUACCAGAUAAAAAAUUCUCAUACCCACAAAACACUACUUUCUCUGUUCCUCAUAAAAGUGUGUGUGUUACAGAAAGAAGCAAAAUAAGCUACCAAAUCAAUAGUCCAGAUACUGAUUAUCAAGUCAAGAAAGCCAAUUAUAAACAACGCGGAGCAUAUCCAUAUAAAUAUACUGCAGACGGAGAUUGUAUCUAUAAAGCCGAAAAUGCAUUACCAAAAAUUGAGCCUGUUCCUUUAUAUCAUGACAUAACGAUCCAAACUUUUCCUCCGUAUAUCCAAGAGGUCUCUAGUAAAAUACUUAUUGAUGAUAAUCGUGAAACACCAUACACUCAAAGAAAAAUUCAUACAAUAGUCGAUCCUUUUGAAAUUAGCCUGUUUCCAGAAGAAUCACAUGCAAAAAUUGAAGAAAUAGCCUCAGAUGAAGAGCAAAAAAUAGCUAUAAAUGAAGAACAAAAAAUAGCCACAAAUGAACAAAGAAAGGCAGCCGAUUUUGAAGGAAAUUCUUAUAAAAUAGUCCAGCCAAAAAGAAUCAUAGAAAAUGCUUCUAAAGGUUCAGAUACACUGUUCAAUAUUACGACCUAUAAGACCUCAAAAUGUAGCUUAGGCUCAGACUGCACAGGAAGUUGCAAUGAUUAUCAUUUUGAAGGCGAAAGAAGGCGCGCUCCAUCAGAUUUUUUCUAUAUCCCUGAGCUCUGUGAAAAUAUCCCGAACUGUAAAAGUGGCAACUCUUGCACAAAAUCACACAAUGCUAUUGAGAUUAUUUAUCACCCUCAGAUGUACUUGUCUCAUUUCUGUCCAUAUUCAUCCACGUCAAUAAAAUGUGUAUUAGGGAAAGCUUGCAAUUUCAAGCAUCUUGAGAAAAAAUUAAAAUCAAAAUGUCCUCAAGAAUUCUUAGGCAAAAUUUUUUCAGAAUUUGAUGAAGAGAAUGAAAACUUAGAAAAUAUAAAUCAGGAUGCUAAUGGAAACGCAGAAGGUGAUUUGAUAAAAGGCAAAACUAGCUCUCCUUCUGAAAGUAAAUAAGAUAUAUGAAAAACCUUUAUAUUUAAAUUAAUAUGCACGCUCUCUUAUAAAAAGCAAAAAGAUUAUUUAAUUAUAUUUUAUUUUUUAUAAAAUCUAAUAUUAGUUAGUUAGUUUAAGCUGGGUGUUUAUAGUCCCUACUUCGUGGACUGCAUGCCGCGGUUUUACCCGCAGGGUGGCAGAGCGUACCCACAGCAAGCCCGGGCCGAAACCCCGGUUUCUCGGUAGAGGUGAGGUCAAGGGACAGAACACUGUCUUAGCUGACCGCCUCCAUUUCCAACUCGCUGUGUCGCAAAAGUUGACGCCAACACUGCCCUUUCCAUCCGCCAGAUCGCCCCUUUUGAUCGGGACCCUUUUUAACUGGAGAGACUUGUGCCCUUGAGAAUUUAAGUCGAGCCUCGCCUUCCCCUUUUUCCCGGAUCAUCUCCAAGAAAAAACUCAACCCCUUGCGGGAUUCGGGGCGAAGCCACCAAGUAGCUUAGGCAGGUAAUCCCUCUGCCUCUUUCGGACACCGAGUCUGGGCCUCGGCGCUACUGGCAAAAAAGAUGCGAAAACUGCUGCCCGAGUCAGGCCACAAAAUCAGCGGAAAUUGUAAAGGCCUCUCGCCUCGAGGCCAGCCCUUCCUUUGAGUAGCUCUUCGCACCCAAAAACCACGUCCGGUAUAAAUAAGGUCACCCGCCACGGAAGGACGGGUCGCUCGUCUCCGGCCAUUUUAUGUAUAUUGAAAUCUAAUAUUAAAAAUUCUAAAGUAAACUUUUUUAAAAUUAGCCCAAAAAAUUGGCAGUGGAUAUUAUUUAUUGUCAAAAGUAAGGAACAUCCAAUGGAUGGGAAGAGGGCUUUUGAGGAUGAGUGAUAUUCUGCAUAA
Blepharisma stoltei is the source of this 2002-nucleotide messenger RNA. The record is from the annotation of a GenBank genome assembly. Lineage: Eukaryota; Ciliophora; Heterotrichea; Heterotrichida; Blepharismidae.